AUGGCAAAAGCAGAAAACCUGUCCUCUGUGUCUAUAUUUCUGGUCGUAGGUCUAUGUGACAGCGAAGAACCUCAAUUUCUGCUCUUCCUCGUCUUCCUUGGCAUCUACCUGAUCACAGUUGUUGGCAAUAUUGUAAUUUUAAGUGUCAUCUCCUCUGACCAGCGUCUACACACCCCCAUGUACUUCUUCUUAGCCAACCUUUCCAUUAUUGACAUCAUCUUCUCAUCCACCACAGUCCCGAAGCUUCUGUUCAUUCUGGUCACUGCUCAGAAGGCCAUUUCUUUCUCCAGUUGUGUCACCCAAUUAUCAUUUUUCCAAUUCUUUGUGGUGGCGGAGUGUUACCUUCUUGCCGUCAUGGCUUAUGAUAGAUUUGUGGCCAUCUGUUUCCCGCUGAACUACACCCUAAUCAUGAGCCGGGAAGUGAGGUUCAGAAUGGUCCUUGGUUGUUGGGCUUGUGGUCUAGUUAACUCAGUGGUCCAAGCCAUUUCAAUUUCCUGUCUUGACUUUUGUGGUCCGAAUAAAGUUGACCAUUUCUUCUGUGACGUUACUCCUCUGUUCAAGUUGUCUUGCUCUGACACCCGACUUGGUGAAGCCGUAUUUUUAAUUGUGGUGGUGCUUGCUGGGAUGGGACCACUUACUUUCAUCUUGGUCACCUAUGGCCGGAUCAUUGCUGCGGUUACGAAGAUUAGCACCAGAAAUGGUCGUAUUAAGACCUUCUCUACAUGCGCCUCUCACUUCACAGUGGUGGCCCUAUACUAUGGCAGCGGGAUCUUCAGUUACAUCUGGCCCUCCUCUACCUACGCCAUGAACAAAGACGUUAAGGUGGUAGCUGUGCUCUACACUAUCAUGACUCCCAUGUUGAACCCCAUUAUUUACAGCUUGAGAAACAGGGAGGUAAAACGGGCACUGAAGAAGAUGCUGGGGAGCAAGGGAAUAAGAUUUUGA
Messenger RNA from Bufo bufo (common toad), 945 nucleotides. RefSeq names its product olfactory receptor 5A2-like. Gene Ontology annotation, biological process: G protein-coupled receptor signaling pathway. NCBI's taxonomy places the organism in Eukaryota, Metazoa, Chordata, Amphibia, Anura, Bufonidae. Bases 1 to 945 code for a protein of 314 amino acids. Gene Ontology annotation, molecular function: olfactory receptor activity; G protein-coupled receptor activity. The record is from RefSeq and is a predicted model, not a curated record. Gene Ontology annotation, cellular component: membrane. The transcript has a single exon.